Molecule: messenger RNA, 961 nt
Organism: Penaeus indicus
Lineage: Eukaryota; Metazoa; Arthropoda; Malacostraca; Decapoda; Penaeidae
Product: facilitated trehalose transporter Tret1-like
Exons: 6
Biological process (GO): transmembrane transport
Cellular component (GO): membrane
Molecular function (GO): transmembrane transporter activity
Source: RefSeq, a predicted model, not a curated record
GUCUCCUUCUGGUUAGCAUUUACUUUGUCAAAGAAUCGCCAAUAUUUCUGCUCGCUAAAGGGAGAGAUGAGGAGGCAGAGAAAUCACUCCAGUUUUUCAGAGGAAAGAACUACAACAUUCAGGAUGAGAUGAAAGUCCUGAAGAAUUCCCUCGAAGACGCCCAGAAAAAUAGUUUCUCCCUGAAGGACCUGAAGCAGUCUUACGUCCUGAAACCUCUCUUCAUAUCUUUGCUCCUCAUGUUCUUUCAGCAGACUACAGGCGUUCCGGCCGUGAUGUUUAACCUCACUACAGUGUUCAGGGCAUCCGGUAGUGCUUUGUCAGAUGACAUGAGUGUUAUUAUCAUUGGCAUAGUUCAGGUUCUGGCCACGUGUGGCGGUAGUGUGCUGGCGGACAGAGCUGGGAGGAAAAAAUUACUCAUUAUGUCGGCCGCUGUCAUGGCUCUGUCCAUUGUCGGAAUGGGAGGAUUUUCCUACGCCAACAGUAUAUCCUCGCCUCGGCCUAAUCUUUCGUCAGUGUCAGCCUUUGGAGUUAUUCCCUUGGUCCUUCUGAUAGUAUUUAUCAGCGCCUUCUCCUUGGGCUUGGGUCCCGUGCCGUGGCUUAUGAUGGGUGAGCUUUUCCCCUCGAACGUGAGAGAAACGGCAGCUAGUUUAUCCAUCGUCUGUAACUGUCUCUCAGCCUUCCUGAUUACACUGAUUUUUUAUCCGAUGACUAUCUACCUCGGCGAACACGGCACGUACUGGGUGUUCGGCGCCAUCUGUAUCCUGGCUUUGGUCUUCUCUGUGUUUUUUGUGCCGGAGACGAAAGGAAAGACGUUAUUGCAGAUCUCAGCCUAUUUUGGAGCUCCUGAUGGGGUGGUGGACGAAGGCGAAGGAAAGAAUGGCGAAGUGGUUAUGGAGAAAACAGUAUAAAGUGUUGUGUGUGUGUUUCGUUUGGUGUUAUUUCGGUUUUUUUUUUUUGUUUU